AUGUUAGAACAUUUAUCUGAUGCCCCUUAUGAGCCUAAAGUUCUUUCAUGUCAAAAAUCAGAUUUUCUUUCUGCAACAGAACAUAGUUAACAAUGUUAUAUAGCGGAACAAUACUGUUAACAUGAUUUUCUAUACUUCAAUUAUAGUAUUUUGAGUUAUUGUUGGCUUAAUGGAUCAAUUAUGGUAUAUAAGGAUAUUAAGUAAUAGACUACUUUAAUGGUAUCUGGAUUUGUUGGUUAUUUGGUGUAUAACGGAAUAAGCGAGAUUAUAAAAGAAUUUUUGGUGCCAUCUUUAGAAGCGGUGAAAGUAAAAUUUGAAGUCUCAGAAAUAAUGGCAGGAGUUACUUUACUAGCUUUUGGAAAUGGUGCAGGUGAUGUUUUAACUGCACUAGUAGCUUCUUCUUAUCCAGGAGGUAUCGAUUAUAACAUUGGAGCAACUAUGGGAGCAGGAUUUGUAAGAAAUAGAUUUUCUAUUUACUUUUAGUUUUUAUGUAGUAUAGGAGUUUAUCUAAUUACUAAAACAUCUAAAUCUCAAAUUAAGAUGGAUCCAGUGCAUUUUUGGAGGAAUGUUGGUUUUCAAAUUAUCUCAAUUUUUGUCAUUAUGGUUUUUGGAGUUAUUGGUUAAAUUUCUUAUUUCUCAAGCAUUUCUCUAACUAUCUUAUAUUUGAUACUAGUUUUUCUCGUUUAUUAUUAGGAAAGAGAUAAAAUAUUAAAGAGUCGAAAAGAUAGUUUAGGAGAGAGAAUGCAAACUAUUCAUGAAGCAAAAUAUGAUCUAGAGGUUGCUUAAAAGUUUGAUGAUAUGAAAUUACUCUAUCUUUGGGAAAAGAAAUCUGAAUAAGAACUUGCAGCAAAACCAGUUAAAUGGGCUACUCCUCUUAUUAGAUUAAAUUAUGUAACAGGAGAUGCAAGAGUCAAGAUGUUAGCUAAAAAAUUUAGAUUUGCUGUUUAAUUAACAAUAGCUAAUAUUGAAACUUAAAAAUAAAAAUGGGAAAGAUUAUCAUUAUAUGAAAAGAUUAGAGCAAUCAUUAUUUAUCCAUUAAUGUAAACUUUUAAAUAUACAUUGCCUGGACCAAAAGAAGAUGAAUUCGAUAAAAAUUAAGCAAUAAGUAUAUUAAAUUAUAUAAUUAUUUUUUUAGUUUUUCCUAUUCCAGGAUCAAUUUUCUUUGUUUCUGUUGUUUUUAGCUUUCCUCCAUGGUGGGUUUACUUUUUAGCAUUGCUUUGUGGAUUUGGAUUUUCUAUAUUCUUAAAUACUACGAUUCCUUCUUAAAAGACACCUCCAAAAUAUUUUUUUUAUCUUUAAUUUUACUGUAUUUUAGGUUCAUUGGUGUGGAUAUUUUUUUUAUCUGGCUUAUUAAUCGAUUUUCUAUAAUUUUGGGGCAUAAUAACAGAAUUAAAUAAAACAUACUUAGGUUUUAGCUUAAUUGCAAUGGGCAAUGUACUACCAGAUUGCAUUACCUUGGUUUCAUUAGCAGAAGAAGGUUAUGGUAAUAAAUAACCCUAUUUAUAGCAAUUAUGGCUUUAAAUGGAAUUUAUUGUAAAAAUGAUUAAACUAUUUCUAGUCGGUCAAAUGUUUACAAAUCUCAUUGGAUUUAGUGUUGCUUUCUUAAAAUAAAACUUUGUGAAUCAUGGCCCUAUUAAAUUUAACUUGUUUAGUAUCAUUGAUAUAGAAAAGAACGCAUUCAAAUUAAUGGUUAUUUUAGCAGCCUUCCUUAAUUUAUUAUUCACAUUAAUAAUGGCCGUAAGAAACCAUUAUGUCAUUACAAAGUCCAUGGCAAAACUACUUACUAUUUUUUAUUGUGUUUUCUUUACCCUAUCAUCCUCAUCAGCAUUUUAUCACGCAUGGACCAAAAAAUGA
Messenger RNA from Paramecium sonneborni, 1854 nucleotides. Lineage: Eukaryota; Ciliophora; Oligohymenophorea; Peniculida; Parameciidae. The record is from the annotation of a GenBank genome assembly.